This is a messenger RNA of Myotis davidii, 573 nucleotides long. RefSeq names its product olfactory receptor 6C70-like. The transcript has a single exon. Lineage: Eukaryota; Metazoa; Chordata; Mammalia; Chiroptera; Vespertilionidae. The record is from RefSeq and is a predicted model, not a curated record. Gene Ontology annotation, biological process: G protein-coupled receptor signaling pathway. The annotation marks the transcript as partial. Gene Ontology annotation, cellular component: membrane. Gene Ontology annotation, molecular function: olfactory receptor activity.
UAUGACCGCUAUGUUGCCAUCUGCAAACCUUUGCAUUAUAUGUCCAUCAUGAGCAGCAGAGUUUGUUAUCAGCUUGUACUCAGUUCUUGGGCAACUGGAUUCCUGGUCAGUUUCAUUUUAUUGAUUUUGAUUCUUCAUUUGGAUUUCUGUGCUUCAAAUAUAAUUGAUGGUUUCAUUUGUGACAUUUCUCCUGUCCUGCAACUUUCUUGCUCAGACACACACUUAGUGGAACUGAUUACUUUUUUCUUAGCUGUGAUAACCCUUAUUGUCACACUGUUAUUAGUAAUCCUUUCUUACUCUUACAUCAUCAAGACAAUCCUAAAAUUCCCUUCCGCUCACCAAAAGAAAAAAGCCUUUUCUACCUGCUCUUCUCACAUGAUUGUUAUAACCAUCACUUAUGGGAGUUGUAUAUUCAUCUACAUGAAGCCAUCAGCAAAUGAAAGAACCUCUUUAAGCAAAGGAGUAGCUGUGCUCAAUACAUCAGUUGCUCCUCUGUUGAACCCUUUCAUUUAUACUCUGAGGAACCAGCAGGUUAAACAAGCCUUCAGAGAUGUAUUUAGAAAGGUACUUCCU